Messenger RNA from Centropristis striata (black sea bass), 1412 nucleotides. RefSeq names its product interleukin-10-like. The transcript is spliced from 4 exons. Bases 175 to 657 code for a protein of 160 amino acids. NCBI's taxonomy places the organism in Eukaryota, Metazoa, Chordata, Actinopteri, Perciformes, Serranidae. The record is from RefSeq and is a predicted model, not a curated record.
GAUUAGAUAAAAUAUAAACACUCUUCUGAACUCUUCAGUAAGAUCUUACCAAGGAGAUUUUACCUCUCAGAAGUCAGAAAUCUUCUCCACUGAGCCAGCAGCUUCUCCACUCCCUGAGGGUCCACUCCUCUCUUCUCUGCCUCCAGAAGAUCCAGCAGCUUGUCCAGCAGCAGCAUGACUCCUCAUGGUCUCCUCCUGUCCGUCCUGGUCCUCUUGUCUUUCUUCAGCUCUGCCUGGAGUCCCAUGUGCAACAACAAGUGCUGUCAGUUCGUGGAGGAAUUCCCUGUCAGGCUAAAGAAGCUCAGAGAGGACUAUUCGCAGAUCAGAGACUUCUAUGAAGCAAACGAUGACUUGGACACAGCGCUGCUAGACCAGAGCGUCGAGGACUCCUUCAAAAGCCCGUUUGCGUGCCACACCAUGGACAGCAUACUUCACUUCUAUCUGAACACUGUUCUGCCAGCAGCCAUGGCUGGAGUGACGAACGAUACCAAGGACCUAAAGCCUUACAUGGAGUCCAUACAGCAGAUCUUCGACGAGCUCAAAAUUGAGGUCAAAACCUUACUCCACUGUAAGAUUCACUGGCACUGUGUUUGUAACAAAAUAUACUGUAAUAUAUAUACAAGACAUCUCUGUAAAUUUUGCAUUUAUCUUUUGUAAAAAAAAUACUUUUUCUCACUGUUAAAUGUACUAAACACCAUGUCUCUAACCAAAAUAUACUGUAAUAUUCAAUGGUAAAAUCCUUAAUUUAUGCAGCAUUUAUAAAGUAUUUUCUUGCCAAUUAUAUGUCAGAACAGUGUUUCUUUUGAUGGAAAAAACUUUUAUUUUUUACUGUAAAAUAUGGAAUAAAAUGGCAAUCUUAAACGUGAAAUCAACAGUGCCAAUAUUUUUUUACCGUAAUAUUAAAAAAAGUUAUGCCGUAUUUAUUACUGUAAAGUUCUGGCAACCACAGCUGCCGUUUUUUUUUUACCAUACAGUUGUUUUUUUUACAGUGUAUAACCAAAGCUACUGAGUACAAUUAAUUAGGGUAAAUUUGUUUAGUCUUAUGAGAUCUAUAAAUGUAUAUGUAUAUUGACACAUAACUGUAAAUGUAUAUUAAUAUAUUGUAAAUGUAUAUAUAACUGAUCAUCUGAUGGAAAAAGCCACAUGUUGGAGACACUGUUAAGUGGAACUAGUUCCUAUUAUAUGAAUGAUGUUUUUGUUUUAUAAAUUGUUGUAAAUUGUUUUUAUUUGUUGUUUCUGUUGCUUUUGUUGUGUGGUGUGUUUUAUGGAAUUGUCUAAUCCAGUGAUAAGACAAUUGUGUUGAGUCUGGACUCUGGACUGGAAGAGUAGCAAUGGCCAUAGCCAAAGCUAAUGGAGAUCCAAAUAAAUGAAAUGUAAAAUGUCUCAUAAAAUAACAAAUCAUUUUAAAUAUU